AUGGCAACAAGCGGUCCAGUAGACUUCUCUAAUCAUAUUAAUCGUCGAGAUGUGGUGGUGAUAUUUGUAGACAUGGAUCCUUCUAUUUUUCUCACGGAUAUCGCACUUCCACAACCCCUUGCUUCUCCAAGGCGUCAGGGCGGUGGUGUGAAUAGUACCAUGAAUAGUACUCUUCUUAAUGAUAGUGCUAGUGAGAUAUCGGAAACUUCAAAAAUAGGAACGAAAGGCAGUAGAUUUACAACUCCACAAACGAGAAAUGAUGUCAUUUGGCAGGCUUUAUAUGCCUUUGUUAUUCAAAAGUUACGUUCCUCACCUAAUACGACGGUCUCACCAUGGAUUUCUAUUUACGCCGUAUACAAUGAUGUGAUUCAGUUGUUAGAACCCACCUGUGGUAAUUUUAAGGCUAUUGAAACUGUUAUUAAAAGACAAAUGGAAAAUGUGGAGAAGAACAUUAUGCAGGGAAAUAAUAAAUCCUUGGGUCCAUUUCCUUUCAACGCCGUCUCUCAUGCUCUUCAACAAAUAGAAGAAUUAUUCAAUACGUUUGAUAAACAACGACGACGACGUGGUAGUUCUAAUAGUAAUAGUAAUACUGGUGGGGAUACAUCAAGAAGAGGAAGUAACUCGGGUGUGGUAGAAUCAUUCCAUAAUAUUGGUUUAAAGCCAGAAAGUAAAAAACCCCGCACACUUACGGUCAUUCAAGGUAUUCUGCUGCUUAAUCGCGAUAGUGCCCCAUGCAACCUUCGAACUUUCUCUAAUUAUAAUAAUUAUAAUAAUAAUAAUAUAGUAGUAGAUUCUAAAGCAUUGGGGAAUGGCUCUAUUCCACUUUGUCAUCUUGAUAUCAUUCCCGUAAGUGGUGCUAUUCUACCGCAAUUGCCGUCUUCACGUUUGACCACAGAUCGUGUGAAUCCCGCUUCUCGCAGAAGCUCUACUACUACUAAUACUACUAAUACAACAACAACAACUACUAUUCCAGAUAGUUUAAAAAUAGAUUGCUCCUGUAGUUUGGUGGAACUUCGGGAAUUUACAGGAAUUAGUCAUCCUGGUCUGGCGAUUGGGUGUGCCCUCACAAAGUUGCUGCAACCACACAUACUGCGAGGAGAAGAUUUCUUCUAUCGACCUAUUCAUAGAGUGACUCUCUCCAUUCCUGCGAAGACAGCAAGACAACAAGUAAACGUGAAACCUUCAUCAUCAUCAGUAGUAGUACAACAACAACCACAACAACAACAAGUAACUGCAAAACCUUCAUCAUUAGUUUCACCUUCAUCAGUUGUACAACCACCAUCACAACAACAACCACGUCCACCGCAACAACCAUCACUUAAACCUAAAAUGCCAUUGCCAGAGGGUGAAUACCAGCGAGAAGGAGGUCCCUUUAUAUCGGAAAAAACAAAGACGGGAAUUCUAAAUGGACAACCUGUACAGCAGGAUAGAAGAACAGAAAGUUCAAAGUCAUCUUACAUGGGACCCAUAUCGACAACAGGAGGAACAUCAUCAACAACGAGAAGAACAGUAACAGAAGUAAUACACGAUGGGAAAGUGAAAAAACCAUCAUCGCCGCAUCGGCGCUCCUCUCAUGAUAACUAUAGUAGUGGUAAUGUUAAUGUCAAUGUUGAUUACACCACUCAACAACCAAUCUACUCAGGUGCAGUUGUCGGUCGCGGUCAAGUUCAACUUCAACCAACACUAUACCCAUCGCAGACCAACACUCGCGAUGACAAUGUUAGGCGACAAGAGAGGCCGCCCAGAAGUCAAGGUGGAAGAAAUAAUUAUCCCUAA
Molecule: messenger RNA, 1776 nt
Organism: Trypanosoma theileri
Lineage: Eukaryota; Euglenozoa; Kinetoplastea; Trypanosomatida; Trypanosomatidae
Exons: 1
Coding region: 1-1776 (591 amino acids)
Source: RefSeq, a predicted model, not a curated record